UUCUCGCAUAAUUGACAGACGCCUGUUGUGCCAGCCAGGCUCAUUGACGUCAAUGGAUUUCAGCGAGCACCGCCCUACGUGGCCAGGAGGCGGGACCGGCCGCCCUCCCCUCCUCCCCCCCUCCCCACCCGCCAUUGGUGGAAAUAAGAGCGAUCUCCAGCGGGAGCAGCGCACGGCUCUGCUCUGAUUUGUCGCUUUGGACGACGUUGAUUUGUAAGUGACAGCCUGCUCAAGGACACAAAUCGGUUACAGUCGAGGCUGGACACACACAGUCUUGCAACAGUUCGGCCGUUGUGGCAAUUUUGUUUGGAAAAAAUAAGAGUCGGCGAUGAAUGCAACGAGAAAGGAGACGCGAUAGAAGACAAAAAGCGUGAAAGAGCAUUUCUGGAUCAUCUUCUGAGUAGAACCUACUUUGUAUGCCACCUUUCCCCGUGCUUCUCUCAAUGGAUACCAGACCCGCCCAUCCUUCCUCCUCCAUGUUGGCGGGCCCUUCCUCGCUGUGGCGGCUGGCCGAGAGGAGGAGCAGGAAGGCUGGCUCAGGGAACAUCUUCAGCAACGUGAACCUGUGGCAGCUCCAGAGGCUGUUCAGGGCGGCGGGGGACCAGGAUGCAGAGCAGAGGGCUCAGCUGGUUUGGGGCCACAGAGAUGAAGCUGAACUGGCUCAGGCCUUGAUAGGACUGAGGGCCCGAAGUCACCGAAGAGGGCUGAGGACUAACGGAAGGGCUGCACUGGGCUCACACUGGCUGCAAGCCUUCAAUCACCUCAGGAUUGGGGAGAGCUCACCAAGCAGCAGUCAUAUGGAUCCUGGGGAGGACAAUGAUCCUGAAGCACCGAGCAGUCCGGAGUCCAGCAGACACACCUCAGCAGCGACAACAGGAAGAGAGGUGGGGGCCAAAAUGGGACUACCUGAGAGCCAGAGUCCUGCAGGGACAUCUGAGAGACCAGCAAGAACCAGCUCAGGACUGAGGAGAGGAGGAGAGAACAACCCAGAGAGAUACCUCCACCGAAUACUCCACUGACUCGGCUGUCAAAACUGGAGCAAGGCUGAGUGAACUUCCAUGAAAAGUAACUGAUAAGCUUGUCUGUGACCUUACAGUUUCAGGUGAAACUGUGUUGCAAGUUGAAGCAAUAGAAUAGUUCUCUUAUUGCCAUAAUGUCUGGUCUGUUAAUAGCAGCUGGAAGUAUAUUGGCACUGCACUGUUACUGCUGGAGACACAUCUCCAAUUGAGUAUUUCAGUACAAACCACUGACUGGCUCAAUGUGUCUCACAGCUUUUUUUUUUUUUGUAAUGAUUGCCUCUCAAGAACUGCCUUAUAUGUUUUCCUAAAUUCAUACUUAUAAAAGUACUUAUGAUUAUUACCAAAAUUAGGGCAGUAGGAGUGUAGGUAGUGAUGUGACUAGUAGUUCAGCGACGUACAAGUCAAUAACUUUCAGCUUUAAGAGAACACUAUAUGGCAAAGUCACUUUAAAAAUGGUCCCGGCUCCAUUUUGACCUAUUGAUUCCGUCUGAAUGCACUGACAACGUAACACUCUAGACGUGCUUAUGAACAGCUGUAUUCAUUUUUUAUACCACAAAAAGCCAUUUAUGUACUUACAUAUAAUAUUCUUUCUGUAUCUUAGCUUAAAAUAGAUGUCAAUGUCUUGAUUUUGUAUUUACACUACUUGAUGUCACAAAAAGGAAAAAAUGUUCCAACUGAGAUAUAUUAAGUUUUACAUCCCAUGUCCCUGCCCUAUGUUACACAACACUAGAAAGGCUCAGACUGGGAGGAAUGUUAGGAGUGAGGACACGGAAAUAAGAUUUAUUUCUUACCAUAGAUGUCAUUGUACAUUCAGGGAUGAUGAGUAAAAUGCAAUUUUACUGAUUGAACACGUACUUUAACCAUUGUACCAUGGGCCUGAGCCUGUUAAUGGUUUGUAUUCAUUAAGGAGAAAUCAAUAGAGAGCAAAGAAUGUUUAUUGACGCUGAUGACAGAGAACAACCAGAGAUUAUACACUGUUCGUGCGAUGCAUUCUUGAUAAGAAUAGGAGAUGAGAAGAAUCCUCCUGCUAGUGUUGGAGUAAAUAAGGUGUUGUAGUUGAAACACCUGGAUCACCGUGCUGGAAAAGGUGGUGCUGCAGAAUCAUAUAUCUGAGAUACAGAAUGACAGAAGCACAGUGACAUUUAAAGAGCAGCAACAGGCCGACUGAUUGGCUCACCACUGUGCCAUCAAAAAUGGAUGAAAGGAAUUUUGACUGAAAAAGGAGAGGCAGUGGUGGAGCAGAUCAAAGCGUAAAAGCAGGAUGAUGGCAUAAAUUCCCAAUGAAUUACAAGUGAGAAGUUCAGGAUUUUCCUCAGUGAAUUUUCACCAAAGCUUUAUAUUUGAAACUUGAAUUGUCAUAGUUAACUGGGUACAGACCAAAAAUAAUACAUUACAAGUCCGAUGUCUCCUUGUGGAGGAAAAGACAAACUUGAAAAAGCAGUACUCUCAUAAAAUGUUCAUGGUACCAGUGUGAAAACCUGCUGUGCCUGUGACAAACAAACCUCACAGAUUGCUGGAAACUUGAAGAAGCUUUUUGAUAAAACUGUGUCAUUUUUAGUUAUGACAAUAAAGUGAGUCUUUGUAUUUUGUCUGAUUUCUUGUUUUAUAUUGACAGAAAUAUAGAAUAUAUAUUAAAGAUAGGUGUUGUGACAGUUAUUUCAUCCAUUGGUUUGGGGCUGUUUUGAUGCAUUGACGUUGACAUUUCAAAUGUAACCAAUAACUGAUUUUUAAUUUGGAUUAUUUUUAUGGGCUGUGGCCUGUCACCUACCCCGCCCCUCUUCACACGUACUCCACUACAGUUAAUGCGGGAGGCGGAAGAAGGUUCAGUUCAAAUUCUGCACCCUGUCUAUGAAAAAGUUCCAUCUCACGUAUGCAACUUGGCCUGGCAAUGUAUGUACACACUUAAUUUUAGUGCCAAUUUUUAGAAUUAAAACACACAAUUGCAUAAUAAAUGUGUAACUUAAAUAUAAAUUAAGUCGAGAGGGUUUUUAGCAGAGGGGGCAUUAUAAUGAGACCCCAUCGUGCACGUUUAGGUCACAAAAUGUUGCAGUCUCUCAUGCUUCUAAAAUGCAACCAAACACUACUUUAAACUCACUUCCCAUGAUGUAAUUUUUAAGGGCCAUGUUGUUUGUAGUGUUUAUAAAUGACCCUUUCAUGUGUUUAUCCUUGGUGGUGAGCUUUGAAUAACAAAGUAUUUUGCCUCAGCAGUUUGUCAGGGAAAUACUUGUAGUUUGGCCUUUCAGUGUCUGACCUCUUUGAAGAUACAUUGACAUGUUAUAUUUCAUUGCAUUUUAGAUGCUGAUAUUUGGCGUUGUUUUUUCUUUCUAUUUUAUGGAAUAGUGGUUCCAGUUUUUUUCUUUUACAAUAAUACACCUUUACAAAAAAAAUCACCCAAGUUCAGUUAUAUCCGAUUUAUCAAACAAGAAAUAUUUGUGGUGUAAUAGAAAUAAACAGGCCACUGUUCUAGAUUAAGAUAUGUUGUAGAAAAUUGUACAUAUUUGUGCAUGGUUUGAUAUUGUUUUGAAAAUGAGAAAAAAAUGAAGAUGCAAGUAUUAAAUAUUUGUUUGAUACAUUCCA
Molecule: messenger RNA, 3596 nt
Organism: Amphiprion ocellaris (clown anemonefish)
Lineage: Eukaryota; Metazoa; Chordata; Actinopteri; Pomacentridae
Product: arginine vasopressin induced 1
Exons: 3
Coding region: 417-1019 (200 amino acids)
Source: RefSeq, a predicted model, not a curated record